Chaetomium strumarium is the source of this 1236-nucleotide messenger RNA. RefSeq lists its product as uncharacterized. Gene Ontology annotation, molecular function: mRNA binding. Gene Ontology annotation, cellular component: nucleus. Lineage: Eukaryota; Fungi; Ascomycota; Sordariomycetes; Sordariales; Chaetomiaceae. Bases 103 to 855 code for a protein of 250 amino acids. The transcript has 4 exons. The record is from RefSeq and is a predicted model, not a curated record. Gene Ontology annotation, biological process: mRNA export from nucleus.
CCCCAGUUUGCUUCCUCUUUCCGCAUCCUUCUUACCACACGCGAACAGCAAGACCAGAAAGUUCCACUUCAAACAUCCAGUCUUCCGCAUCAAUCGAAAAAAAUGUCUGCCAAACUCGACCAGUCUCUCGACGAGAUCCUCUCUAGCCAGCGGCGCAACCAGAAUGGCCGUCGCCGCUCCACGCGUCGCGCAGCUGGCGCCAACCGCCCCGCGCCCGCUGCCCCGGCCGGUGGCAUCAAAAAGAGCUCAAAGGGUGCACGCAACACUGCCAAGCCCACACCUGCAAAGGGCGCUGGUCUGACCGGUGAAAGCAAAAUCAUGGUCAGCAACUUGCCAAAGGAUGUUUCCGAGGCCCAGAUUAAGGACUACUUCCAGCAGAGUGUCGGCCAAGUCAAGAAGGUCGAACUUUCAUACGGCCCCGGCGGCGUGAGCCGCGGCAUCGCUCACGUCACCUUCCACCAUGCGGACGGUGCCAGCAAAGCGUUCAGCACCCUGAACGGUUUACUGAUCGACAACAAACCAGUUAAGGUUGAAGUAGUGGUCGCAUCUGCCGACCUCAUCCCGCAGCCGAAGCCGCUCUCUCAGCGUAUCGUGCAGCCCAAGGCACAACCCAAGUCUGCUGCUGCGGUGAAGCAAAACGGAGGCGGCACCAAGGGCGGCGCUGCCAGUUCCAGGGGCGGCAAGAAGACGGGUCGACGUGGCCGCAGCAACCGGCCGGUGAAGAAGACGGCGGAGGAGCUAGAUUCGGAGAUGAUGGAUUAUUUUGAGAGCGGUAAUCCCGAGAACAACGUCAACGGUGCCGCUGCAGCCGCUGCAGCGGGCGGCGACGCGACGAUGGAGGAUGAUGUUCUUUGAGGUCAUCACAACACGAAUGACAGGAGUGGAGAUAUGGGAGUGAGUUUCAUGUACGAAAUGAGUUUCGGGCGGUUCGGCAUUUGGGGUGGUAGGUUGGGCACGGCUUUUGCUUUGGGACUUCAGUGGGGCAUUUCUUAGACACAGGUGGGCGUCUUUACCGUUGUCAUGUCGAGGGGUAAACUGUAUACUUGGGCGGUUUUAUCGGGCUUUCCAUUAGCAUAAUAGGAGUCAUUCAGAGACUGAAUCAUUGCGCGUGUUCCGACCGUGAAGCUUGGAAAGGGCGACAGACUAACGAUGCUUUCGAAGUGACCAGGCACUAGGUGUCGGCUGCCAUGAGUAUUCAUUCCCGUUUGCAAGUUCGCAGAGAUGAACUUGACUGCG